This is a messenger RNA of Onychomys torridus (southern grasshopper mouse), 314 nucleotides long. Its product is annotated as glycophorin-A-like. The transcript is spliced from 6 exons. The record is from RefSeq and is a predicted model, not a curated record. Lineage: Eukaryota; Metazoa; Chordata; Mammalia; Rodentia; Cricetidae. Bases 3 to 314 code for a protein of 103 amino acids.
AUAUGCAGGAGACUGUAACCACUCAGGCGUCGACAUCAGGUUACCAAGAAGAAUAUUCGACAUCAUUGCCAGACUUAGGUAUCACUGUCACACCAUUUGACAUGUCCCUUGGUAACCGGUCUGUCACUCCUGAAGCCCCCAUCCUCACAGCACCGAAUGGUACAGAACUGGGAAGAAUCAAACACCCUUUUUCCGAGCCAGUGACAAUAGCCAUUGUUUUGGGGGUGAUCGCUGGCAUCGUUGGAACUAUCCUUCUCUUUUAUUACUUAGUCAGCCUAGUAACUAAGGUGAUUUCUGCAUAUAAAUCUAUUUGA